AUGAACCGCAACGAAAUUUUUGAGCUGACUGUUGACGGUCUGAAGAAAAGGUUAGGCGAUUUAGGGCUAUCGACUAUUGGACGGAAAGCGAUACUACAGGACAGACUGAUGGAGCAUUUCGGCCUGACUGUGGUUGACGGUUCCGAAACUGAUGUGGAAGAGGUAGCAAGCCAACGGAGUGUGCGUGAGGUUAGAGUCGAAUACCACAACUUUACUCUCCGAGAUGUUGAGAACUUAAUGACUUCGUUUAAAGGAACAGGUCGUCCAAGUUUCGAACAAUGGCUUGAGGAUUUUGAAGCAAACGCAUCAGCAGUGCGUUGGAACGAGCUGCAGAAAUUCAUCUACGCAAAACAAUUGUUAAAAGGUGCGGCAAAGAUUUUUAUAAGAAGCCAAACCGGAAUAAGCAGCUGGAGUUCACUAAAACUAGCGCUGCGGCAGGAAUUUUGUAUAACAUUGUCAUCGAUUGAAGAGCAGCGUACUUUACGUAGUCGUCGGAAGCGACAUGGGGAAGAUCUUCGAGAAUAUUUAUACGUUCUAAUGGAGUUGGGGAAACCGACAGGGCUAGAUGACUCAAGCCUAAUAGAAUAUUUCAUUGAAGGCAUACCAGACUCAAGGUCGAACAAAAGCAACAUAUACCAGGCGAAAACUAUACAGGAUUUGAAAGAGCAGAUCAAGGUAUACGAGAAGAUUCGUUACAGCCAGUCACAACCCGUGAAUGGGAACCAGGAGAAGGCAUCGUCGUCAAACAAGGAUUUCCAGUUUUUUGUCUACGGGGAUUCAUCACAUCUCGCUAGAAGCUGUCCACGCAAUAAGAUAUCGUGUUACAAUUGCGGUAAAGAGGGUCAUCGUGCAGCUGACUGUAAGGCAGGAAAGAAAACUCCUAAAUCGGAACGAAGCAGCGUCAAUAAUAUGACGGAUGAAGGAGAAAUCGGAGAAACGGAUCUGGACGUUGACUUAAGUAGUGAACAGCGACAGUUGAUGGGUAUCGGUACCAACAAACUUACAACAAUAGGUAGCUUUACCACAUCCAUCGAGAUAGACAGCAUAAGGUUGGAAGUAAAAUUUCACGUAGUGAGAGAGCGAGACAUCAAAUAUGCGCUCGUGAUUGGUAACGACGUUCUGAGACAAGUGGAUUUAUUCGUUACGGAAGAUGGCGCCGAGUUCAGGCAGAAGAAGGUGGAGGAAAAGCCACAGAUUAAGGAGGAGGUGAAUAGUGGAGCAGUAAGGAAAGAUCGCAGUGUUGGGUCAGCGAAGCCUAAGAGGAUUGAUGUGAAAUCAAAUGUGGGCACAAGGGUGCAUGAAGAUGAGGAGCAGUAUAUGGAAGCUGUUAGGAAGUAUCGCAAGCGAAUCCGUGAUAGAAGGGCUUUGGAAGUAGCAAACAAUGAGAGCGAGGGCGCUGUUGUGGCUAAGGAGCAAAGAGAGUUCAGGAUUUCAGAAGCGAGUUCGAAGUUGGUUCAUGAGACUGCUGAGAUGGGCACUGACGCUAAGGAAAACCCAAUUGACGAAGGUGAUAACAGGAUUGCUGAACUGAGCGAAGAUUUUGGAACCCUGUGUAUGGUCGCAGGAAUGGAGAAGGUACCUGUGGACGAAGUCGAUCUUUCACACCUCAACACAAAGAUAGUUCGCGAUAACUUCCCGAUGCCAAAUAUCGACGAUGUUAUCGAAAAGUUACAGGGUGCUAAUGUUUUUACGACACUGGAUCUUAGGAAUGGAUUUCUCCAUGUCCCAGUGGAGCCUACCUCAAGGAAGUACACCGCAUUCGUUACAUACAAUGGGCAAUAUGAAUUUCAAUACGUGCCUUUUGUAUUUAGAGAUCUUAUACAAGACGAUACUGUGGUGGCUUACAUGGACGAUUUAGUUAUUCCGUCCAAGAAUUAUACUGAAGGCGUACACAAUUUGGAACGAGUUCUACGAAGAGCUGAAGAAUAUGGUUUGCGGAUGAAAUGGGACAAAUGUCAGUUUCUUAUAAGUAAAAUAGACUUUCUAGGCUAUGUUAUAGAAGAUGGUUCGAUAAAACCAUCUGAUGCAAAAACAAAAGCGAUUAGGAAUUUCCCAUUGCCACAUGACCAGAAGGCUUUGCAGAGAUUCCAGGGAUUGACAUCAUACUUUAGAAGAUUUAUCGAUGGAUUUGCAAUAAUAGCCAAACCGCUAUCGGAUCUACUCAGGAAAGAGGCUAAGUUCGAGUUGCGCGACAAGCAGUUAGAGGCAUUCCAGAAGUUGAACUCAGCAUUGAUCAGCGCACCAGUCCUAAUGUUGUACAAUCCGAAAGCAGUGACUGAUGUACAUACAUACGCUUGUAUGUCCAGGUACGGAGCAGUGCUACUUCAGAAGGAUCAAGCGUUCCAUCCAGUUCAAUACAUGAGUCGGAAGACAAAACCAGCAGAGGAAAAGUACCAUUCGUACGAUCUUGAGGUACUAUAUAUCCAACUAAGAACACAGGAGCUGAUGCAGUCGCCGAAUGCUUAA
Zeugodacus cucurbitae (melon fly) is the source of this 2466-nucleotide messenger RNA. RefSeq lists its product as uncharacterized. The record is from RefSeq and is a predicted model, not a curated record. Gene Ontology annotation, molecular function: zinc ion binding; nucleic acid binding. Bases 1 to 2466 code for a protein of 821 amino acids. Lineage: Eukaryota; Metazoa; Arthropoda; Insecta; Diptera; Tephritidae. The transcript is spliced from 3 exons.